Molecule: messenger RNA, 1810 nt
Organism: Telopea speciosissima
Lineage: Eukaryota; Viridiplantae; Streptophyta; Magnoliopsida; Proteales; Proteaceae
Product: protein Brevis radix-like 1
Exons: 6
Coding region: 352-1464 (370 amino acids)
Source: RefSeq, a predicted model, not a curated record
UAACGUCCUUUGUUCUUUCUGUCAUUCCAUGAUUACAUCAAAACGAAAACGCUUUCAUUUAACUUGAGACAAAAGAUACAGAUUUGAAAACACUCCAUUGGUAGAUCAUUUCAUCGAUCAGAGCGAGAAUCUAUAAAUUUCCAAUCCAUCACUCACUUUUAGUCCCUACUUGAACACAGAGACUUCAAAAUUUUUAAUUUUUUAAUUACACAAAAUAGUGACAUAUUGCCCUUUUAAAAUUACUAAAAUGGUUAUUAUAUUCCUACUUUUUACUUGUCAGGAACUUCGGCUUUGCCAAGAUCGAUAUCUUCCUUCAUUUUUUGCUUCAAUUAUUAGCUCAACAGAGAAAAGAUGUUAACGUGCAUAUCUUGUUCAAAGCAAUUGGACGAUUCAGAUGAAGAUACGCGUGGGACUCCAAGUAACAAAGAUGCCGUCAAAGGCCUUACGUCUCAGAUUAAGGACAUGGCAUUGAAAAUCUCGGGGUCCCAUAAGCAAUCCAAGCCUUCCACAGCAUCAAGCAGCUACCGAAGAACGCAGCGGUCUUACCCGGACUUCGAUAAUGUAUCGGAAGGAAUCAAUUACCCGUACAUGCAUAACGACAGCUCGAGUUCGACACCGGCAUGGGAUUUCCCUAGUGUUAAUAGGGACAAUUCUGGAAUGGGAUGGGAUGCAAGAUUUAAGGGGAUAUCUGGUGGUGACCGAACACCAAGAGGACAUGAAUCUGUAUUGGGCCGGUCGGGUGAUGUGAUCCUCCUUGAAGAUGAGGAACCCAAGGAGUGGAUGGCUCAAGUUGAACCUGGAGUUCACAUCACCUUUGUCUCACUUCCUCAGGGUGGUAAUGAUCUCAAGCGAAUUCGUUUCAGCCGAGAGAUGUUCAAUAAAUGGCAAGCUCAACGAUGGUGGGGAGAGAAUUAUGACCGAAUCAUGGAGCUCUACAAUGUACAGAGAUUUAAUCGGCAAGCUCUUAAUACUCCACCAAGGUCUGAGGAUGAGAGAGAUUCUUCAUACUCAAGAAUUGGAUCAGCAAGGGAAAGCCCAGUCACUCCAUCAUUGAGUAAAGAGAGGAUACCAAAGAACUACUACAAGCCUUCAGGCAGUAAAGGAGGUUACUUUCCUCCAGAUCCUCUGGAACAAGGAAGCCAACAUGGACAUCCACAACACUAUAAUGCUGCUGGAUCGAGUGUUUAUAUUCCAGGGUUCAAGGGAGAAACAUCUUCAGUUGAUGCAUCAAGGACAACAACCUCAUCCAGAGACGAAGCCUCGGCUUCUAUUAGUAAUGUCAGUGAUCAGGAGACAGAAUGGGUUGAACAAGAUGAACCUGGGGUGUACAUUACCAUCCGACAACUGCCGGACGGCACUAGAGAGCUCCGGCGUGUUAGAUUCAGCCGCGAAAGAUUCGGAGAGGUUCAUGCAAAGCUGUGGUGGGAAGAGAAUAGGGAAAGAAUACAAGCGCAAUACCUCUAAAUUAGAAUUUUCAUUAUUAACCAAAUUAAUCGAGGGGAGAUUGCAGCACAGGUACUUGCCAAAAUAUUUCUCUCACCAGAAGAUCCACUGGUACGCCAAAAAAUUGAAUACAGGAGGGAGCUGCUUUUCCUUUUCUAUCUUUUACUUAAUUUUUGCUACUUUGAUUAGCACCAUUUUUUGUAAAAUUUUGGGUCUCUCUGUUAUCUUGGUGAGUUUUAGGCCAAGUUAGUUGGGGUAAGUGGAUCAUCUCUGGUGCUUCGUAGAGUUCUUAUUUCUCUAAAAUUACAGAAUCGAUGUUUGUACUUUGUAACACAGCUUUACAGAAUGAGAAAUGGUAUUGGAUUCA